CUCACCAUAUCACAAGUUUCCAACAAUAACAAAAAGUUUUUCAUGGUGUUAAAAAGACGAGAAAAGCUUCCAUUUACUGGAUGAGAGCUGGCCUUGUUAUUUAAUAUAUGCAGGGUUCUUAGGGGGAUUUUUGAGAAGUUUUGAUUCUUCCUGUGAUGCAAAUUUGAUUUCAGGCUGACGUUCUGAGCUUCUCUCAAGAACAACACGCUUAAGACAAGACAGCAGUCAGGAUGAAGUUGUCACUGUCCGUAGUGAUCUGUUUAAGCCUGGCUUGGACUCGCGCUCAGACGUCUGACAGACCAAACUGUUACGAAUGCGACGAAGAUCACUUCUGCAACUGUUCUGCAAAGACUCUCCACAGGGUACCCAUAGUUCCCGCCAGCGUUCUGUCCCUCGACGUGUCCUUCAACGAGAUCGAGUCCGUUACUAAGAAGGAUCUGGCCGCGUACACGGCGCUGAGAACGUUGAAGCUGCAGGAGAACGAGCUCAGCGCGAUCCACAAAGACGCGUUUCAUUCCCAGAGCAAACUGGAAGAACUCGAUCUGUCGUUCAACAAACUGGAAAACAUUUCUUCGCUGUGGUUCUCUUCGCUUCGGUCUCUGAAACAUCUGAACAUCUUGGGAAACCGAUAUAUGACCUUGGGAGCCGUCGGCCUGUUCCAGUUUGUUGAGGAUCCUGCGCUGAGGACGUUACGAUUCGGCAACCCUUCGAUCGAGGACGUCAGACGGAACAUGUUGAAUAAGAUCAGACAGCUGGACGAGCUGACGUUUGUCGGCGGAAAGUUAAGCUCAUACGAGAGCGGAAGUUUCAAGACAGCUCAACCCAUCAGGGUGGUUUCUCUCAGCCUUCAGGGGUUGUUUCAGGAUGAUCCGGCGCUCGUAUCAAAGAUCCUUCGAGACGUUUCUCACCCUGAGACAUCGCUGACCGUCAGAGAUGUUUCGCUGGAGACAAGAGAACCCAUACAAUCCUUUAAAGAGGUCAGAGAAGGCUGUACCAGACGGCUUACCUUUCAAAACGCAAGCACGACUGAUGAGGGAGUCACCCACCUUCUAGAAGUUUUAGACGGCUCUCCGAUGUCAUACCUCGGUCUUGAGGAUAUCCAUCUCGUAGGCACGGGUUCGUGGGAAAAAGCACGGUGGACGCACUUCGAAAACCUGCACACAUUGUUCCUCCGCAACGUAGAAAUCCAGGGCUUCUUCAGAUUCAGCAGCAUGAUACAGUUAGCGUUUCUGUUGAAGCACCUCACCAAGAUCUCCGUCGUCAAUGCCACCGUUUUCGUUAUUCCCUGCAGCACCACCUAUUUUCUACAGAAGGUGGAGUACUUGGACUUGAGCCAAAAUCUCCUAUCAGAUAUCACCAUUCAGGAAUCCUUGUGCAACGGUGACUGCAAGAUGCGCGAUCUGCACACGCUCAACGUCAGCCACAACUCGCUGAAAUCCCUCCAGCUCGUGUCCCGCCUGGUCACACGUCUCCACAGGCUUACGUCGCUGGACGUGAGUCACAAUGACUUUUUGAAGAUGCCAGAGAGUUGCAGUUGGCCUGCGAGUCUCAGGUUUAUGAAUCUCUCUGCUACAAAACUUCAUCGCAUAACUCCGUGCCUUCCUGUGAGCCUGACCGUUCUGGAUUUGAGCCAAAAUUACCUCACGGAGUUCCACCAGCAUCUUCCCAGCCUCAUGGAGCUCUGGCUUACAGGAAACAGGUUCAUUUCCCUCCCGGAAGGCGGAUGGUUUCCAAGCCUACGGACGUUGCUCAUUCAAAGCAACACGUUGAACGUGUUCAAUAAAAGCGACCUGAUGGCGUUCCAGUCUCUCCAGGUCUUGGAAGCUGGUCGGAACAAUUUUGUUUGCAGCUGUGACUUUGUAGAGUUCUUUACAGGUCGUAUUGACCACUUGAUCACUCUGAGGGACGGACAUCGUUCCUACGUGUGUGACUCUCCUUUCACGUUAAGGGGUCGUGCGGUCGAUAAUGCCCGACUGUCAGUCUUCGAGUGCCACAUGAUCCUGUCCGUUUCCGUCCUCUGCUCUGCGAUCGUUCUCGUCCUGAUCGCCAUCGGGGUCACCUGCUACAAGCUUCACGUCUUAUGGUAUCUACAGAUGACGCUGGCGUGGUUAAGAGCGAAAAGUAAACCGGCCGUACGCAGCGGAGGCGCUGAUCUCUGCUACGAUGCUUUCGUAUCGUACAGCCAGCACGACGCGGAGUGGGUCGAAGAAAUCCUAGUGCCGAAGUUAGAGAGUUCGGAACCUCCGGUCACUCUGUGUCUUCACAAGCGAGACUUCCUUCCCGGCCGCUGGAUCGUCGACAACAUCAUCGAGUCCAUAGAAAGUAGCCAUCGGACUCUCUUCGUCCUGUCGGAGAACUUCGUGACGAGCGAGUGGUGCCGCUACGAGCUGGACUUCUCGCAUUUCCGGAUCGUCGACGAGCACAACGAUUCGGCCGUCCUGAUCCUGCUGGAGCCGAUCGCCAAGGAGACGAUUCCCAAGCGUUUCUGCAAACUGCGCAAAAUCAUGAACUCCACCACGUACCUCGAGUGGCCUCACGACGAAGAAAAGCGAGAGGUGUUCUGGCAGAACCUCCGAGCUGCGCUCAAGAGGGAGCACCGCUGAUCCGUCACGGGUCGCGCCUCCGUCACCUCGGACACCGAUUCCGCGUUUCAUUUUGUCCAGGAUUAAGGUUCUGAAUGAUGUCAAUGUAG
Messenger RNA from Ictalurus punctatus (channel catfish), 2692 nucleotides. RefSeq names its product toll-like receptor 2 (gene tlr2). Gene Ontology annotation, biological process: immune response; inflammatory response; toll-like receptor signaling pathway. Bases 231 to 2603 code for a protein of 790 amino acids. Gene Ontology annotation, cellular component: membrane. NCBI's taxonomy places the organism in Eukaryota, Metazoa, Chordata, Actinopteri, Siluriformes, Ictaluridae. The record is from RefSeq and is a predicted model, not a curated record. Gene Ontology annotation, molecular function: transmembrane signaling receptor activity; protein binding; triacyl lipopeptide binding. The transcript has 2 exons.